GCCUAAAAAGGGAGGGGGGAUGAAAAAGAAGAAAACAUACAUAAGGAGAGUGAGGAUAUAAUAAACAUUUCAUAGUUAAACAAGGGAAAUACUGUCAACGUUAGCCUGUCCUCUCUGGGCAAGACCUGGAAAAGGCAAGGAAGAAAAGAAUGCCUUGACAAAACGAUCAGGAAGCAAAAUGUAGCUGGAACUCUUAGUGUAUUCUCCAACCUCGUGCUUAUUUUGUCCUCCAACCUUGAUGGGGAUACUGGAGAAGAUAGGUGCUGAGCCCAUCCCACUUAUCCACUUUCUACCCCAUUUCUGCUUGUCUGCACGUGAGAGUGUUGAUUGAAUCUAUGUCAGAAUAGUUGGAAUCAGAUGUACUUGGAUGGAUUCAAAUCCAGCCUCUUCCUAUCCUGUACUGUCAUAUGAAAAUCACCUUCAAUUGUCACCUUCCUCAUAGAGCCAAUUUUUCCUCUGCCUCACAGUUCAGAAGAAAAGGUUCUUAACUUUGAGUUCAUGAAUCCUCUAGGAUUAUUGCAUGUGUAUGCUUUUUUCUCAUAAAAGAGACUAUAUCUUUAUUAGCUCCUCAAAGGAAUCUCCUAAAAGGUGAAGAGCCUCCUGUCUGAGAAUAUGGCUCCAGCUACUUCCUCAUCCCAAACUAGAAGGUGAAACCCCUGUUAAAUGGAAGAAUCUCCCACAAUUAUUCCCUUCCUCAGGAUGUGGGUGAUCAAGGUUCUGCUGCUACCGAUGGUGAGCUUUGCUCUGUACCCCGAGGAAAUACUGGAUACCCAGUGGGAGCUAUGGAAGAAGACCUACAGAAAGCAGUAUAACGGCAAGGUGGAUGAAAUCUCUCGGCGUUUAAUUUGGGAGAAAAAUCUGAAGCAUAUUUCCAUCCAUAAUCUUGAGGCCUCUCUUGGUGUCCAUACAUAUGAAUUGGCCAUGAAUCACUUGGGGGACAUGACCAGUGAAGAAGUAGUUCAGAAGAUGACGGGACUCAAAGUACCCCCAUCUCGUUCCCACAGUAAUGACACUCUCUAUAUCCCAGAGUGGGAAGGCAGAGUCCCAGAUUCCAUCGACUAUCGAAAGAAGGGAUAUGUUACUCCUGUCAAAAACCAGGGUGAGUGUGGUUCCUGUUGGGCUUUUAGUUCUGUUGGUGCUCUGGAGGGCCAACUCAAAAAGAAAACUGGCAAACUCUUAAAUCUGAGUCCCCAAAACCUGGUGGAUUGUGUAUCUGAGAAUGAUGGCUGUGGAGGGGGCUAUAUGACCAAUGCCUUCCAAUAUGUGCAAAAGAAUCGGGGUAUUGAUUCUGAAGAUGCUUACCCAUACGUGGGACAGGAUGAAAGUUGUAUGUACAACCCAACAGGCAAGGCAGCUAAAUGCAAAGGGUAUAGAGAGAUCCCUGUGGGGAAUGAGAAAGCCCUGAAGAGAGCAGUGGCUCGAGUGGGACCAGUCUCUGUGGCCAUUGAUGCAAGCUUGACCUCUUUCCAGUUUUAUAGCAAAGGUGUGUAUUACGAUGAAAGCUGCAAUAGUGAUAAUCUGAACCACGCAGUGUUGACAGUGGGAUAUGGAAUCCAAAAGGGACACAAGCACUGGAUAAUUAAAAACAGCUGGGGAGAAAACUGGGGAAACAAAGGCUAUGCUCUCAUGGCUCGGAAUAAGAACAACGCCUGUGGUAUUGCCAACCUGGCCAGCUUCCCCAAGAUGUGAUUCCAGUCACCCAAACCCUCCUGCUCUUCCAUUCCUUCUACAAUGGUGCAAUAUAUCGAUGUACUUCAGAAGGCAGUUGUUGAACCAUUUUUGAAGUAGAUGUGGUGAUACUGAGAUUGUCUGUUUAAUUUUUUCAGUCAUUGGUGCUUCAAGUGACUUCCCUACCACUUUCCUUCUCUCUACCUAGGGUUUUUUUCUUUGUGGCCACAGCAGGAAUUUUCCCAAGAGGUGUAUACUUUAGGCUAAAAGAGAUGUUGCCAUCAUCUACCUUGACUUUAUUGUCCUGGGACUGUGCUGUGCAGUUAGACACCAGAGAUCUUCGGAUAGGCUAGAUUCUCAUUUGCUGGGACUAGUUAGCUUUAACCACUCUAAAGGACUAUGAUGAUCUAACUUCUCAGUUUCCAAGUUCCCCUUCUUCUAAAUCCUUAAAGUAGACAUUUCUGUGUUUUCCAUUCCAGCUCAUAAAUCUGUUCAUAAGCCUUUGGUAUAAGUUUACAUGAUAUAAGAAAUGUAUUUUCUUUUCCUUCUUUGCAUUUUUGAAAUAAAGUAUUUAUCUCUUGUCUACAAUUUAAUAAAUAGCAUUUAAUACCCAUUCA
Castor canadensis (American beaver) is the source of this 2285-nucleotide messenger RNA. The record is from RefSeq and is a predicted model, not a curated record. Lineage: Eukaryota; Metazoa; Chordata; Mammalia; Rodentia; Castoridae.